AUGCGGCAACAACACUACAACGACGAUAGAAACUUCGACGGCAGAGACGACGACGACGACAACAACAACAACAACAACAACAACGACUGCGUGAUCGGAUUGUACGAUCAGAGGCAGCGCCGGAAGAGAUGCGCGACCAACGGUUGGCUGACGAUGACGUUUCUCGCGUAUUCGUUCCUGCUGACCGUCCGGUUACAUUUCACGUACUCGAUGAUGGUCGUGAUGACCGAACCGCUGGUGGCCGCGCCAGUCGACCGGCCGCUGUGCCCGGGCGCCGCGCUGAACGUGGGAGCGAACUCCACGACCGCGGUGGCCGGCCGGCUGGACUGGACGAUCCGGCAACAGGCGGCCACGAUGGGCGCGUACUUUUUCGGCACGCUGGUGUCCACGCUCCCGGGCGGCGUGUACUCGAGCCGCGGUUACGAGCGGUCAAUAAUGAUGUGGUGUGUGGCCGUCACGGCCGCUACGGUGGCGCUGGUGCCGGUCGCGUUCGCGCAUCGCGAGAGUUGGAUGGCCGUCACGUUGCUCAGGUUCCUGCAAGGGUGUGCGUUCGGACCGACUGGCUCGUGUGGUGGAACAUUGGCCGGUAAAAUCAUACCAAAAACCAACAGGAUCCUGUACACGACGUUUAUGUUCUCCGGCACGGUAUUUGGCGGCUUCUUCGGGCAUUUGUACAGCGGAAUAGUCAUACCUAACGUAUCACUCGACGGCAGCUUUUUAGCGCUGUCUGUCAUCGGGUUUGUCUGGGCCGCCGUGUGGGGGACUAUGAUUCAUCUGACACCAUACGUUAACGACUUCAGCGACAGCCCUAAGUCCGUGUCGUUCAUCUCAACGGCGUGGACCGUGAUCAUGCGAUCAAUGCCGUUCAUUAGCUUGCUGAACGCAUCGUUUGGUUUCGGAUUUUUAUAUAGCUUUAUCACUACCGGGCUACCGAUUUAUAGCGCCAAUGUCCUAGGCGGCGAUGCUGUGAAAACCGGUAUACAAGUAUCUGUGUCUUGGAUAAUCAGUUGGAUUUUGUCUAUAUUCGCAGGAAUCUCAGCCGCGUCUUUAACGAACGUUGACACGAAUACGAAAAUAAAGGUCAGAAAGCUGUACGUCGGUAUUGUGUUGAUAGGAUCACCGAUAAUGCUUUUGGGUGUCAUGAUUGCAGAAUGUAACGAGUCGUUAGCCAGAAUAUUUAUGAGAAUGACUGUAAUAUUAUUGGGCUUCGAACGAAGCAGCAUCCGAAUAAAUUCUCUAGACUUAUGUCCUAGUUAUGUGGGAAGUCUAAUAGCCAUGUGUGAUAUUUUUUACUCUAUGGGUAAUAUAAUUGAUUUAGUGCUGGUUCGAAAUUUAUUUGCAGACACUAUGAAUUGGAGCAUAACAUUCCAGGUGACUAUCAUAUUCUCAAUUGCGUGUAGCAUACUAUUUCUUUUGUUUGGCUCCUCACAACAACAAUGCUGGGAUCAAAGAUAUGUACGUCCGUAA
Melanaphis sacchari is the source of this 1467-nucleotide messenger RNA. Its product is annotated as sialin-like. The coding region runs from base 1 to 1467 and encodes 488 amino acids. Gene Ontology annotation, biological process: monoatomic anion transport; transmembrane transport. Gene Ontology annotation, molecular function: transmembrane transporter activity. NCBI's taxonomy places the organism in Eukaryota, Metazoa, Arthropoda, Insecta, Hemiptera, Aphididae. The transcript has 4 exons. The record is from RefSeq and is a predicted model, not a curated record.